Messenger RNA from Diceros bicornis minor, 2433 nucleotides. RefSeq names its product 2-oxoglutarate and iron dependent oxygenase domain containing 2 (gene OGFOD2). Bases 470 to 1522 code for a protein of 350 amino acids. Lineage: Eukaryota; Metazoa; Chordata; Mammalia; Perissodactyla; Rhinocerotidae. The record is from RefSeq and is a predicted model, not a curated record. Gene Ontology annotation, molecular function: L-ascorbic acid binding; oxidoreductase activity, acting on paired donors, with incorporation or reduction of molecular oxygen; iron ion binding. The transcript has 7 exons.
GGAGGCACCGGGAGCGCCGAGCAGGGACCUGGGGUAAAUGCUAAACCCAAGCGGAGACGCACAGAGCCGAUGGGUCAUAGCUGGAGGGAAGGAGAUCGGACCCCAGAGCUCCUCUGUCUUCGUGGGCUUGGCUAGUUCUUCAAAGCUCCGAGCAGAAAAGGGAGGUGGCGUUUAAGCAAAACGUCUUGGGGUUCCGAGUCCCUACCUCUCCACGUCCUGUGAAGGUGCGACUCAGUUCAUCUAUCUGUGAAAUGGGCCGAUUAAUCCCCGCCUCGUGGAUGGGGAAACUGAGAAGGUCGCCGGCCCCACCGCGGCCCGGGGUCAUCUUUCUCUGCCGCGGACCGUUUCCUGGGGCGAAGCGUCUUCGUUCUUUUCUGCGCUUGGGAAUUUAGAACGGUCCCUGGACCGCCGGGGGCGUGCCCGGAAGUGCUCCUACGGAAGCGGGCGGGGUCGCGCGCAGCUCUUCACCAUGGCGACGGCGGGGGCCCCGCGGCGCUUCUGCCGCUGCGCCUGCUUCUGCUCCGAGAACUUGUACGUGGCGCGCUACGGGCUGCACCUGCGCUUCCGGGGCGAGCAGCAGCUGCGCCAGGACUACGGCCCGAUCCUGCGCAGCCGAGGCUGUGUCAGCCCCGAGGACUUCCGGCAGCUGUUAGGAGAGCUUGAGCAGGAGGUGGAGCGGCGGCGGCAGCUGGGGCACGAGUCGGCUGCCAGGAAAGCCCUCAUCGCACGCUCCUACCACCCGGUGCGACCCGAGCUCUACAGCGCGCUGCAGGAUGUGGCUCUGGCCCCUGAGUUUCUGGCCGCGGCUGAGUACAGCACAUCGCCAGGUGCAGACCUCGAGGGCCUUCUCCAGCGGCUGGAGACAGUGUCGGAGGAGAAGCGCAUCUACCGGCUGCCGGUGUUCACGGCACCAUUCUGCCAGGCCCUGCUGGAGGAGCUGGAGCAUUUCGAGCAGUCGGACAUGCCCAAGGGAAGACCCAACACCAUGAACAACUAUGGGGUGCUGCUACAUGAGCUAGGCCUGGAUGAGCCGCUGGUGACGCCGCUGCGGGAGCGCUUCCUGCAGCCGCUGAUGGCCCUACUGUACCCAGACUGUGGGGGAGGCUGGCUCGACAGCCAUCGCGCCUUUGUGGUCAAAUACGCACUGGGCCAGGACCGCGAGCUGGGCUGCCACUACGAUAACGCCGAGCUCACCCUCAACGUGGCCCUGGGCAAGGCCUUCACAGGGGGCGCCCUGUACUUCGGGGGCCUCUUCCAGGUGCCCUCAGCCCUGGCCAAGCCCCUGGAGGUGGAGCACAUGGUGGGCCAGGGCAUUCUGCACCGGGGCGGCCAGCUGCAUGGGGCCCGGCCUCUGGGCACUGGCGAGCGCUGGAACCUCGUCGUCUGGCUCCGGGCCUCUGCUGUGCGCAACCGCCUCUGCCCCAUGUGCUGCCGCAAGCCUGACCUGGUGGACGAUGAGGGCUUCGGCGACGGCUUCACCCGGGAGGAGCCCACCACGGUGGAUGUGUGUGCGCUGACUUGAGCCUGGUCAGGCCCAGUGCAGGGGUGGCACGGCUCGGAGGGCUCUGCCUCCUUGGGCUGGGCAGGCAGAAAUAAACUCUCUGCAUCCCUCUGCACUUCUGGGUUCAAAAGGACAUGCCUGCUUCUGGGUCAUUCUUUAAGCAGACAGGCUGGCUUAGGUCAGCUUUGUUAGAAGCAGAGCUUGCGGUGGGGCUUCCUGUGCAAGUGGUUUAUUGAGGAAAGGCCCUCAGGAGAAGAGAGUGAGGGAAGCAGGAUGGGGCAGGAAGGAUCCGGGCCACCGUGUGGUUUCAGGUGGAACCUAGCCUCAGCCAGGUGUCAGCUGUCAGCAGUGGACACCACAGCCGGAGGUGAGUGCACCUGCCUGUGAGGGGGAUCUCGGUGGGCCACCAGUAGCAUCUUCUAGAUGGUGCUGAGGGCCUACUGCAGAGGAAUGAAGAGCAGGGACUCGAGCCAGACUGUCUGGGUGUGAAUUCUGAUUCUGCCACUUCCAGCUCUGUGAGCGUGGGUAUGCCACCCGACGUCACCGUGCCUUAGUUCCCUCGUCUGGACAGCGCCUGUCUCUUGGAGUUGCUGUAAGAUUCUAAUGAGUUAACGUGAAUAAAGUGCUUGAUAACAGCUGUGUUUGCUGCUAUCAUAAUUAUUCAAGAGUUUGCAGCUUGAUGGCCCCCACAGUGGGUGAGCCGUGCAGCUGUGCCGUCUUUGGGUUGCACGUCUGAAAACCAGGGAUUUCCAUAUUGAAUCGUGAGUUGAGGCUUCGCUGGGAAGGCGGGAAGAUCUGGAAUCACAUCCAGAUGGCCGCCCACUCCCUCACGGGGGCCCCUCCCUCGUCCACUGCCACGACCUCUCCGGCCCGCCGGACAUCUGAGUCUGCGACCUCGGGGUUACUGGCUGGGGACGCUGGAAGGCUGCGGC